AGAAAACAAAGCAACAUAAGCAUGCCAUUAAAAAGCAGUUCUCCAGAAAUAAGCAGGGUGCACCCAGAACCAGCCAGGCAGAAAGAAGCAGAAGUAGAGGCUGAGGAAUACAACUGCAGCAAUGGAAAGAGCGGAAGAAAUAGUGCCAAGUGUAUUUCUAGAACAGUCAGACGAAAGACAACCCCAAAUCCAGGACAUAUCCAGGCAGUCUGAAGAAGACCAGCAAGAUGCUACCUUAGACGAAGACAAAGGCCAUGAAAUUCCUUUUGAAGAUGAAUCAAUCAAGGGCGCUGCGAGUUUGGGGAGAAAGACUAUCAGAAAGCAGAGCAAGCUGGAGGACAGGACCAGCCUACAAGGUAGCACGCAGAGAAGCAGCUCAAGACAUCACAAAGUGAAGCACCGAAAUGCUGACACUGAUUUUUCAGAGCAAGAUAGCAGAAGACAAGACAACAGACAACCUCAAGAAAGCCCAAGUGGGAACUCACAGAGUGGCUUCUCAGAGAAAUCCAAUCCAAUAUGCCGCUAUCCCCAGGACACUUCCAGAGAAUGGCAAGAUUCAGAAAGUACAAACCCCUAUGCUGACCUAGUGCAGCGCUUACGUGCUACCUGGAUGACAGGAAAGACACAUCCUAAGGCGUAUCGAGUCCACCAACUGGAGGGCCUGUGCCACUUUCUGGAAGAAAGGCAUGUAGAUAUCCAGCGUGCCCUGUGUGCAGACCUACACAAGCCCUGCUUUGAAACUGAGAUCACUGAGAUUCUCUUAGUCAGAAAUGAACUGGCCAACGCUCUUAACAACUUAAGCUGCUGGAUGAAGGAUGAAAACGUUCACAAGAACCUAGCAACAAUGCUGGAUUCUGCCUUCAUUCGCAAGGAUCCAUAUGGUGUGGUGCUGAUCAUUGGAGCCUUUAACUUCCCUGUCCAGCUUACUUUGGUGCCCCUUGUGGGAGCCAUUGCAGCUGGGAAUUGUGUGGUGCUCAAGCCUUCAGAGGUGAGCAGCUACACUGAAAAGCUCCUUGCAGAAGCAUUGCCUUGUUAUCUGGAUCCGCAAACCUUUGCUGUGGUGACAGCUGGUCCUGAAGAAACAGGAAAAUUACUGGAAAAUAAGUUUGAUUAUAUCUUCUACACAGGGAAUAACAGUGUAGGAAAGAUCGUCAUGACUGCUGCAGCAAAACAUUUGACACCAUUGAUUCUGGAGCUGGGGGGUAAAUGUCCCUGUUAUGUGGAUAAGUGCUGCAAUUUCCAGAAUGCAGCCAACCGAAUUGUAUGGGGAAAAUUUGUCAAUGCUGGACAGACUUGUAUUGCACCAGAUUAUGUGAUCUGUACAAUUGAAACACAAGAGCAGUUGCUGCCUUGCCUGCGCCAAGCUAUCCACGAAUUUUUUGGCAAAGAUCCCAAGAAGUCACAUGAUUUUGCCCGCAUGGUCAAUGACAAGCAUUUCCAGCGCGUCCAAGCUUUGCUGGAAUCUGGCCGGGUGGCCAUUGGUGGAGAGACCGAUGAGUAUGAGCGUUAUAUUGCUCCCACAGUGUUGGUGGAUGUGAAAGAAUGGGACCCAGUCAUGCAAGAGGAGAUUUUUGGGCCCAUCCUGCCAAUAUUCAUUGUGAGAGAUGUGGAGGAAGCCAUAGACUACAUCAAUUGUGGAGAACGUCCACUAGCUGUGUAUGCCUUCUCCUCUGAUUCCAAGGUUGUGAACCAGGUACUGGAUUGUACUAGCAGUGGUACCUUUUGUGGUAAUGAUACCCUGAUGCAAGCAGUAUCGGUUUCCCUACCAUAUGGUGGCAUUGGAUUCAGUGGAUUUGGCAAAUACCAUGGCAAGUUUACUUUCGAUACAUUUACUCACCUACGGGGCUGUCUUUUGCGUUCCAUGGGCCUGGAGAUAAUGAACAAAAUGCGCUACCCACCAUACAACAAUAUAAAAUUGAGAGCAAUGGUCUCUACUUUGGAGGUCAGGCGCAAUAUCCUGUGAACUUAGCUGUGAGGCUUUGAAUCACAUCAUCUGCAUUCUUAAGGUUCUUCAAUCAAGAAUUUUGGUGUAGUUGAGAGAUUUUUUCCUUUAUCAGUUGGCUCUAGAAUUUUGCCUUCAAAGAUCCUUGAAAAACACUCUGUUUGGCAAAUCUUAUUUUCACCAUCUUUGCAUCUUAUAACUUUUCUUUAUCCUGUAUCAGCUUCUAUAAAUUCAAUAUUUAGUAGUGGUUAGAAAACUUAGGGACAUCCUCCAUUUCUCUUUGCACAGUUUUGGGUAUAUAACGUAUCUUCAUUUCCAGCAAGGACUAAUUAUACAAUUAAUGUUUCUGUGUAAAAUUUCAUCUUGAUUUUAACACAUCAAGCCAAUUCUGCUUCAAAAUUUACAAGCAUUAGAUUCUUCGCUAAAAAUGGACAAGAACAGUUCCUCUUUAUAGUGGAGCAAUCAUUCUGAUUAAUAUUUUUAUACAAUAAGGGUAGCAACAUGGAUGGUCUUUGUAAAAUAAUCAAACUAUUUCUUUGUGAAUAUUUAAAUAUUGGAUCCAUUACAAAAAAAUUAAUUCUCAAAGAAAUUCAAAGCUAAGCUAAUGCAGGUUGUUAUACAUAAAUAUAUUUUGUCAACAAUGCAUUUUCUAUAUUUGGAUACUCUAAAACUCAGACAUGCCCUCCUUAAUUAUAUUUCCUUCAAUAAAUUUCUCUACAGUUACAGUUCAGAUUCAUUAUUCUAUCAGUGAUUUCUACACUACUCAGCACAAAGCAUAAUAAUUUAGAAGUAUAGUAUGUUCUAUCAAGCUCAGAGAUUUAUUUUUAUGUAAAUCUGCUAAUUGCAAACUUACUGAGAUUUCCUGCAAUCUUGCAUUUUCAGGUAAAUGUUUUGCUUCUGUAAUAAAUAUCUUGCAUCAAAACUUGCAAAUAAUUGUCUAAUUAUUUAAUAGUGCUAUCAACUGAUGUAGGUAUUA
This is a messenger RNA of Crotalus tigris (Tiger rattlesnake), 2918 nucleotides long. RefSeq names its product aldehyde dehydrogenase family 3 member B1-like. The record is from RefSeq and is a predicted model, not a curated record. The transcript has 11 exons. Gene Ontology annotation, molecular function: aldehyde dehydrogenase (NAD+) activity. Gene Ontology annotation, cellular component: cytoplasm. Gene Ontology annotation, biological process: aldehyde metabolic process. Lineage: Eukaryota; Metazoa; Chordata; Lepidosauria; Squamata; Viperidae. The coding region runs from base 122 to 1963 and encodes 613 amino acids.